AUGGCUCCUGGUCAUGCGAGUAAGACGAUUUUCGUCGCAAACAUCCCUUAUGAUGUAUCAGAGGAACAACUGGCAAAUACCUUUGCAGAAGCUGGACCAGUGCAAAACGUAGAGAUCAAAUUCGACCCUCAAACAGGUCGUUCCAAAGGAUAUGCUUUCGUCCAAUUCUGGGACGAAGGUACGGCUCUUUCAGCAGUUCGGAAUCUCCAAGAGGUACCUGUGAACGGACGUAAUCUAAGAGUAGAAUUAUCUACGGAUGAGCCUGGACCUAGAAGAGGUGGAAGAGGAAGUCGUGGUGGAGUACCUGGACAUCCAGGUGGUCCUGUCGGUGGACCUCCAGGCGGAGCAGGAGGAGGCGGUGGUAGUGGAGGAGGGGCACCUCCCGGUGCUGGUGGAUUUAGACCACCGAUACAUGAAGAUACACCUCCAAGAGGAUUUGAUCAGGGUUAUCCACCAAGGGAUCCAAUUCCAACAGUCGUAAGAAUAGACUUAGCUGCUGUUCCAGACGGAACACCUUUACCUCCAGGUCAAAAUCCAACGGAUAGUAUAAGUAAAACAUUAGCUGCUGUUAGCCCAGGCCAAAUGCAAGAUGUAAUGGCUAGUAUGAAAUCACUCAUCACCACCAACCCAGAACAAGCACGACAACUACUCAGUUCAAAACCACAACUUGCAUACGCCUUAUUCCAAGCUAUGCUAUUGAUGAAUAUCGUUGACCCCUCCGUUCUUCAUCGUAUACAACCUUUACCACCUGUUGCUCCGCCACCUGCAGCGUACGCUCCACCACCCACUCAAAACGCCUAUCCUUCUUACCCUCCAGCCUCAUCCGUACCGCCUCCAGCCAACUACCCUCCUUAUCCACCUGCGAAUGCUGUUCCUCCACCUUCGGGAGCAGGAUAUCGACCACCUCCAACUCAAGGUUACAACGCCCCUCCUCCAGCAGGAUAUGGUGCUCCACCAGCAGGAUACAGCACACCUGCUCCUCCUGCUCCUGUAGGAGGUAUGUCGUCUCUGCCUCCUAGUGCCCAGCAGGCAUUGGCUACGUUACCGAAGGAUCAACAGGAUAUGCUUCUUCAAGUACUUCAGCUAACACCAGAUCAGAUCAACGCUCUGGAUGCUACGCAGAAAGCCUCAAUAAUGCAACUUAGACAACAGUUCCUUGGUGCAGCAGCAUAG
Kwoniella shivajii is the source of this 1173-nucleotide messenger RNA. RefSeq lists its product as uncharacterized. Gene Ontology annotation, biological process: mRNA 3'-end processing. NCBI's taxonomy places the organism in Eukaryota, Fungi, Basidiomycota, Tremellomycetes, Tremellales, Cryptococcaceae. The record is from RefSeq and is a predicted model, not a curated record. Gene Ontology annotation, molecular function: mRNA binding. Gene Ontology annotation, cellular component: mRNA cleavage and polyadenylation specificity factor complex. Bases 1 to 1173 code for a protein of 390 amino acids. The transcript has 9 exons.